GAUUAGCGAGACCGCCAAGAUUCAAACUCAAAAAAUGACAGAUUUACAUUGCUUAUAUAAAGCCAUCAGAGACUAUUUUGACGAUACGCCUGUUGAAGAAUGGUCUUACCUUAACUUUUUAAAUUCAUUUAAACCCGUCAUUAUGUCAAGAUUGGAUGUCACAAAACAAGAAGAUAAAGGUACAUGGAGAAAGAGAUUUAUAACACGUUUAGAUAAGAUUGCAGGAGAUGACGCGUAUAGUGAACAACAAAGAGUGUUGGCGAUUCUCUUAAAAGAAAAGGUAUUUUCAGCUAUUAUUUCUUCUUUUAUUUCUUCCUUAAAAACAGUCAAGACAGUUCUACGCAGCCAAAGGAUGGUUUUGUUCCCUCUUGAGAACUCGUCGUCUGCAGAUAGUUUCUGGGACAACGUUGAAAAAGAGAAAGAAGACUUACGUGGAAAACGAGAGAUAAUGAACAAGACGAAUUCAGUACGCAACAAUACAGAAAUAGAAGUUCUAGAUCUAUUAGAUACUGCACGCACAGAAAAAACGAAAGAAAUUUUGAGCUCAUUGAAGCGGAAACCUGAAAACGAAGUGCCCAGUGAUGACAUAGAGAAAGAUGAUGAAAAUCGAAUGACCCAAGAAAAAAAGGAACAAUUUCGAAAAAUUUUCCAGGGGAUACCUACAGAGGCAAAACUUGUCUUAAAUUCAAAAACUGUUGUUGAGGAUGUCUUAUUUAAAUAUGCAAAGGAUCUGGAGUACGAGAGCCAUGCACACUCAUUCAUCAUAUGUGAUCAUGAUGAUAAAAUAAAAGCAUUAUUCAGUAAAGAAGACUGGAAGGAACUCACGAAGAAGCCUUCACUGCCGUCCGUCGAUUAUGAAGUUGGGAAAGAAUUGGCCAAGUAUAUGAAGGAAGAUCUUGCUGAACUUCGCCAAGAAGUGAUGCGCAAUUUCCUGGAAGAAAAUGAAUUUUAUGAUCCAAAGGAGCAUUACUUAAAAGAAUGGAUCCAAGUUACAUUGAGGCAUCUAUGCAACCUUUAUGAAAAUCCAUCUGCUCCUUUAUUCCGGGAACAGUACGAGGACUGGUUUACAGUCAACCUGUUUGGAAAUUGCUUUGAUUUUUUGAUGAGACACCCAAGAAUGUCUACGGAUAUAAAAAGGACAGAUGCACCAUCAACUGCCUCAGCAAAUAGGAAAAAUCGAGCCAGAAAACCAAAACAAAGAAAAUUGACUGGCAGAAAGAUUGAUGGAAUUAUUCAUCAUCCAACUUAUAAUAUAGAAUUGGGUGCACUUGAAGCGGCAAGAUCCUUCGUAAAUGAUGGAGAUAGAAAACUUCUUAUUGAGUCUUUUAAAAUGCCGAAGACUUUGAAGGAUAUUUUAGUUGAUAUGAUAAGAUCAAAACGAUGCAAUGAUAAGGAAGUGAAUAAGCUGGUGGCCAUCGGUAUCCUGCAUUUUCGCUAUAACAUUCAGUUUGUAAGGUUAUGGUUGGCUGGAGGUUCUAUAUGUAUCUUUUCGAAAGAUGAUAUUCAUUCUAUCUCCGAUCACUUUUCUAAAACAAGCCAUUUAGAUUUUCUUAAGUUCCUAAAAGCAAUUGUGCGAAGUCAGAUUAUAAUUGAAAACAAUUUAAAAGUACUUGGAUUCAUCGAACAGAAGACCCCAAAGGAAGAUGAUUUUAAGGAGGAUGAUCUUAUUUCAGAAAUCUUAGGCAAUGGCCAGGACCUUUCUCGACCAACAACUCCUGAAAACGAAAUUUCUAUUGUGGAUUGCUUUGAAACACCACAUAAAAAGAAAAAUAAACCAAAUAAAAAAUCACCGGGGAAAAUAACAAAUAAAAAGAGAAGAGCUAAAUAA
Funneliformis mosseae is the source of this 1828-nucleotide messenger RNA. The record is from the annotation of a GenBank genome assembly. Lineage: Eukaryota; Fungi; Glomeromycota; Glomeromycetes; Glomerales; Glomeraceae.